AUGAAGUUCAUCUCUUUCACCUCUGCCAUCGCCUUGGCAUUGACCGCAGCCGCUACAGCUGAGGCUGCUCUGUCCGUUGGAUGCAAUACCUACCUAAACAUCCUUGCAGCCCCCAGUCACCCUCUUGCUAAAUGCAGGGUUUACACUGCGCUGGGAUUCCCCGCCAUUACUGGGGCUCACGACCACGACACCACCAAGCUGGAAAAGAUCUUGACAACAUACUGCGCGACCCCGGCAUGCACAGCAGACCAAUAUGCCGGAGUCUACAAAGACCUCCAGACAAACUGUGGUACUGACAUGGUUCCAGAGAACCAAGAGACACUCGGAACUGUACUGUACAUGUGGUACUUGUCACCAGCACAGAGGGAGGCCGUAUGCUACCAGGAUACGACCAAGAACACCCAUUGUGUUAUCACGUCCAUGAACGAGAUGAUUGAGCGCGGUCAAUUGCCCGAUGCCAACGUCAACGAGGACGACCUCUACGGAUACCUACAAUAUGUGACCCCGCUGGCCAACCCCACCAACAUCACCGCCACUGCGCUCUGUACCUCCUGCAACCAGCAGGUCGCAAACAUCUUUGCCAACUACUACAACAAAAAUCCUGCUCCCUUCUCGCUCCAGUUCACCCAGAACCUCACCAGUUCAUACCUUAACACUGUUCUGUCAGAUCAGUACAGAGGCCAGUGCGGUGUGACAACACUGGGUACACCUACUGCUACUGGAAACAAUACCCCGGGAGCAUUCCAGCCCACCAAUGUGACUGAGGCUGCCAGUGUCAGGCCUCCAGGUCUGGACAAUGGUGGUACUGUUGUGAGACAGUCUGUUGAUAUGGGCAGUUUUGUUGGAGCAUUGACUCUUGUAGCGAGUGUCUUUGCUUUGCUUUGA
Molecule: messenger RNA, 885 nt
Organism: Linnemannia hyalina
Lineage: Eukaryota; Fungi; Mortierellomycota; Mortierellomycetes; Mortierellales; Mortierellaceae
Source: the annotation of a GenBank genome assembly